Messenger RNA from Manihot esculenta (cassava), 1136 nucleotides. Its product is annotated as extradiol ring-cleavage dioxygenase. The record is from RefSeq and is a predicted model, not a curated record. Bases 141 to 938 code for a protein of 265 amino acids. The transcript has 3 exons. Gene Ontology annotation, molecular function: ferrous iron binding; oxidoreductase activity, acting on single donors with incorporation of molecular oxygen; zinc ion binding. NCBI's taxonomy places the organism in Eukaryota, Viridiplantae, Streptophyta, Magnoliopsida, Malpighiales, Euphorbiaceae.
UUAGGUGCAGGCGUGCAGCUGCUACCUAUCAUUUUAUAGUAAAAUUUCCAAUUUAUAGAAGAGAGGAGAGCUGUAUCCUGUAAGAUUCGCGGACAAUCAAACAGAUAUUUGAUCAACAAAGUCUGUGAGUACAUUGGAAAAUGGCUGUGACAGAAACCUUUUUCUUAUCUCAUGGAUCGCCGUUGAUGUCAAUAGACGAGAGCAUACUGGCAAGGAAUUUCUUUCAAUCCUGGCGACGGGAUACAUACAAAGACAGGCCAAAGGCCAUUCUAAUGAUUUCUGGUCACUGGGAUACUCGUGAGCCCGCCGUUAACGUCGUUGACCUCAACGACACCAUCUACGACUUCUAUGGCUUCCCCGACGCCAUGUAUAAGCUCAAGUAUACGCCGCCUGGAGCUCCGGAGUUGGCGAAGAGGGUGAAACAGGUGCUCAUGGCUUCUGGAUUUAAGCGAGUUGAUGAGGAUAAAAAACGGGGGCUUGAUCAUGGUGCGUGGGUUCCGCUGAUGUUCAUGUAUCCCGAGGCUGAUAUCCCAGUUUGCCAGCUCUCUAUUCAGUCAGAUAAAGAUGGCACCUACCAUUAUAACAUGGGCAGGGCACUGGCCCCUCUCAGGGAGGAAGGCGUCCUCAUAAUUGGCUCCGGAUCCACCACUCACAACUUGAGGGCCAUUCAACCUAAUGGAACUCCCCCUCCUCCUUGGGCAUUACGGUUUGAUUCCUGGCUUAAAGACGCUCUUCUUCAAGGAAGAUACGAAGAUGUGAAUCACUUUGAUGUCAAGGCACCGCAAGCAAAAAUGGCACAUCCUUGGCCGGACCACUUUUACCCAUUGCAUGUGGCCAUGGGUGCUGCUGGGGAGAAUGCCAAGGCCAAGCUUGUGCACCACAGCUGGAGCAACGGUACCCUUUCUUAUGCUUCUUAUCAGUUUACAGAAGCCAAAUGAAUUUCAUUGUACUAUGUUGUGAUUGCAUUGUACUAUGGUGUUAUUGCAUUGGAGUCUGUUUGAUUCUCCAUCCAUGGAAAAAUAAGGUCCAGUCAGCGAAUCUUAAAUGGGAAAGAUUUUGUAAGUUGUAUUAAUGUAAAUCUGUGCCUGGUAUGAUGAUAUUUUAUAAUUAAUUGUUAUUAUUAUUUUUUGUUGCUA